GUUGACGCUCAAGGCGAAGAUCAAACUCCGCGGUUUACGCAACACUUCUCGGUUUCUCAUUGGACCUCUCCGACCCACUUCUCUCUCAUUUUUCUAAGCAGCCAUCGCCGCUCUCGCGUUUCUCGCACCAACAAUCUAACACUUCAAAUCUCUCUCAUUUCGACGAAUCUUGAUAGAUAGAGAAAAUUGUGUUGAUCAUAUCUAUUAUAUCAACGCCUGCAAUUACUCUACCGAAUUGUAAAAUAGUCUGCUGAAGAAAAGAUGUCGCCCGACUCAUCACGAGAGGAAAAUGUCUACAUGGCCAAGUUGGCUGAACAGGCUGAAAGAUAUGAGGAAAUGGUGGAGUUCAUGGAGAAAGUUGCAAAGACAGUGGAUGUUGACGAGCUGACUGUUGAGGAACGAAACCUCCUUUCUGUAGCUUACAAAAAUGUGAUAGGGGCAAGGAGGGCCUCAUGGAGGAUUAUCUCUUCCAUUGAGCAGAAGGAAGAGAGUAGGGGAAAUGAAGACCAUGUUAAUAUCAUCAAGGAGUACCGGGGCAAGAUUGAGUCUGAGCUAAGCAAGAUCUGUGAUGGGAUUUUGAACAUUCUAGAGUCGCAUCUCAUCCCCUCAGUCAGUUCCGCUGAGUCCAAGGUGUUUUAUCUUAAGAUGAAAGGUGAUUAUCACAGGUACCUGGCUGAGUUUAAGACUGGAGCUGAGAGGAAGGAAGCUGCAGAGAGCACUUUGUUGGCUUACAAGUCCGCCCAGGACAUUGCUCUGGCUGAACUAGCCCCUACUCACCCUAUAAGGCUGGGACUUGCAUUGAAUUUCUCUGUUUUCUAUUAUGAAAUCCUCAAUUCCCCUGAUCGUGCUUGCAAUCUUGCGAAGCAGGCUUUUGAUGAGGCUAUCUCUGAGCUGGACACCUUGGGUGAGGAAUCAUACAAGGACAGUACCUUGAUCAUGCAACUUCUCCGAGACAAUCUGACACUUUGGACUUCUGAUAUCACGGAUGAUGCUGGAGAUGAAAUAAAGGAGGCAUCAUCGAAACGCGAAUCUGGCGAGGGGCGGCAGUCGUGAUUUUAGAUAUCGCAGACUAUCCUAUCCUGUACUUUUUUUUAAACUUGCGACAUUUACUUAGUUUUAGAUGCCUUGUGGGUUGUUGUUUCUGGAUUUCUUUAUGUAUUUGGUGAUCUUGAUUGCAGACAGCUCCUAGGUUUUAAAUGUUCCAGGUAGAUCAUAAUUGUGCUUUUAUUAUUUUUGAUGAAGCUUUGAUUGGUUUGGCCUUCUUGUUUAAUCCAAUUCGUUAUGCCUA
This is a messenger RNA of Tripterygium wilfordii, 1288 nucleotides long. Its product is annotated as 14-3-3-like protein A. Gene Ontology annotation, biological process: signal transduction. The transcript is spliced from 5 exons. The coding region runs from base 262 to 1053 and encodes 263 amino acids. Gene Ontology annotation, cellular component: cytoplasm. The record is from RefSeq and is a predicted model, not a curated record. Lineage: Eukaryota; Viridiplantae; Streptophyta; Magnoliopsida; Celastrales; Celastraceae.